GAAGUACCUUCGGGGAAAGACUGUAAGUUCGUUUGUGGUUUGGCACUAAACUCCUAGUAGAGUUUGCCAUUUUAUGCGGGACCCCGUCAAGUCGAUCGUCAGCAAAACCGACAUCAACCGCCUGCGCAAGCAACGCCAAGUCAAGGCCAAAAAGAGCGCGCCACUGGAGCAAGUCUUUGUCCGCGUCAAGACCGAAUCCAAACUAGACAAAGUUCGCCAGGACCUUGCCGACGCUAUCAACCGCGUCAAACGAAUCAAUCGCCACUUCGAAGACGUUCUUAUCAAGGAGUUCGCGUCCACAGACCGACGGCUAAUUCCCAAUACCCGUUCUGUGCUGCAAACGCUCAACGUGCACCUUCACAAUUGCUCCAAUCUCGUCGACAAUAUCCUCUUAAAGAAAGUCAAAUUCUACCUUGAAGAGAAGAACCUGCCACUUAUCAAAUCUCGUGGCUACAAGUAA
Messenger RNA from Aphanomyces invadans, 460 nucleotides. RefSeq lists its product as hypothetical. The transcript has a single exon. The coding region runs from base 74 to 460 and encodes 128 amino acids. The record is from RefSeq and is a predicted model, not a curated record. Lineage: Eukaryota; Oomycota; Saprolegniomycetes; Saprolegniales; Verrucalvaceae.